AUGUAUGUCAGUUUUACAGUUGUUCUUUCUCUUUUGUUAAUGCAGUGUUGUACACUAGCAGUGUCCUUGAAGAAACAUAUAAUCCAACAUGGAGGUCCCUCACAUUUCAAUAUGAGAAGUUUGGAGACAGUGUCACAAUUAACAAGUUUAAGAUAAAGGUUUGGCUUAUCACAGGUGAGUCUAAAGAGGAGAUGAUGUGCUUUGAGAAAAUUGUUGAUCUCAGUACAUACAGAUUCAUGGGAGUCAGUAUUGGUAGACUAGAUAAUCUCAACUAUCCAUCAAACAGUGUGGUGGUAGCCACUGCUGAAGGUUACUAUUGUAAUACAGAGGUGGGUGGGUUACCAAGAUCCCCUCACUUCAGUCGGACCAACCAACUGGUCGAGUAUCUUCCUCGUAAUUCUCUCAUUGAAGUUUCUAAAUCAGAAGUUGGUGAGUCUUGUUCAUUGGAAUAUUUGAAUAAGAUGUUGGAUCAACAGCAAAGACUGACUAGUCUCAGGGAGAAAGUGAAGACUCAGAAAGCAGAGAUUCAAGCAACUAGACUCAAAAUGGCCGGAUCUCUUAAAAAGAAGGAGCAGCUCUCAAGACUAAAGGUUCGUGUUGAAUUACUCAAACAGCAACUAGCAGAGAAAAGAGAAAUAUUUGAAAAAGAAAACAGAAAGUUGGUUAAAUUGCAAGGAUCUUUAAAUGAAAGAGAGGCGACACUAAAAAAUGGGAAAAGUGAUUUAUUAAAGUCGCAGUCCAACUUUGAUGAAGACCAUCUAAUGUUCCUACAGAGAAGGGAUCAGUUGAUAAAGACUCAGAGACAGUUGUACUUAAGACAGCGGACGCUGAUAUCAGAACUAUCACAAACUUUCUGUAUACAACAAAUGAAUGACGCCUACACUAUAUGUGAUGUGACACUACCCAAUGGAGACCCUCUGGAAACUGGUAAGGAUUCACUACCAUACAGUAGGAAAUUUUAGAGGAACUGAUUUAGU
Amphimedon queenslandica is the source of this 977-nucleotide messenger RNA. RefSeq lists its product as uncharacterized. Gene Ontology annotation, biological process: SNARE complex assembly. The coding region runs from base 192 to 962 and encodes 256 amino acids. The record is from RefSeq and is a predicted model, not a curated record. NCBI's taxonomy places the organism in Eukaryota, Metazoa, Porifera, Demospongiae, Haplosclerida, Niphatidae. Gene Ontology annotation, molecular function: SNARE binding. The transcript is spliced from 9 exons. Gene Ontology annotation, cellular component: lytic vacuole; endosome.